AUGGAAGGUGUUGCAAACUUGCAAGUAUAUUAUAACGGUGAGGUUAUAACAAACACACAUGAAGGAGUGACUUUUGUUUGUGAAUGUCCGUUGUCGUUUGCUAUUCCAUGUACCAUGAGUUUUGUCAAGUUUCAAAAUGGUCUUUGUAAUAACAUUCAAAGCCACAUUUUGAAAAGGGUGAGCAAUCUUUUAUACAGAAGUCCUAUGCAAGUAUUUGGUGGGCUAAUACAGUUUCAAAUAAUGCCCAUCACUGACGAUUAUAGUAUGCAGCAGAUGUUGUAUAUUUAUCAACAAACCCGAUCUCACGUGCUGAUGAUAGAGUUGUACGUUGAGUUUGAACAGCAUUCGGGGAUGGGUACGGUCGGUGACAAGGUCAAUGUUGAUGAGCUUGGGGAUAUAGAUUGGGAAGAAGAUAAUAAUGACAGCGAAGAGGAAUUCGAAGCUAACUAUGAAGUCGAUGACGAAAACGAUGACGGAGACUUGGCAGGCAAUCCGGCGGUACAAAAUGAAGCGAAUGCCAUUUGCUUAAAUUAUUUGCCUUGUCUGACUGAUGGUGGUGCGCAUGUCAUAGGUGAAGGCAACGUUGCGGCAGAUGAUGGCGAGUUUAGUGUCGGAAUGGAAUUUGGUUCAAGAGAGUCGGUGAUAUCUACAAUCAAAAGCUACACCAUCUCUAGAGAAGUUGAUUACACUGUGUCUGAGUCUGAGCCACAGACAUUCUAUGCAAAAUGCAAGGGGUAUGGUGCAGGGUGCGACUGGCUUAUCUGA
This is a messenger RNA of Arachis duranensis, 765 nucleotides long. RefSeq lists its product as uncharacterized. NCBI's taxonomy places the organism in Eukaryota, Viridiplantae, Streptophyta, Magnoliopsida, Fabales, Fabaceae. The transcript is spliced from 2 exons. The record is from RefSeq and is a predicted model, not a curated record. The coding region runs from base 1 to 765 and encodes 254 amino acids.